AUGAGUACUGGAAAAGAUAUUCUUUGUCGAAAGAUCCAAGCUCUGCUGGACCAUCGUCGCAGGGAGGGGCGGUUGUAUGAGCCAGCCUCGACCGACGAGUUCGAAGGGACAGUGGACUUUGGCUCCAACGAUACACUGUCCCUUUCGAGCUCUGGAAUAUUGACCCAGGCCUUUCUGCAUCAACUUGAAAGACACCCUCACUUCACUGUCGGAAGUACUGCCGCGCGUGCCUUUGAAGGCACAAAGCAGUAUUUGGUAGAUAUUGAGCGUGACAUGUCUCAUUUACAUGGCGCUGAAACUGGUUUGUUCUUCCCGUCUGGGUAUGAUGCCAACAUGGCUAUUUGGUCGUCCAUUCCGCAGCCUGGAGACUUCAUUGUCUUCGAUGAGCUAGUGCAUUCUAGCAUUCGCGAGGGGAUGCGACUCGGACGUGCGAAGAGCAUCCCAUUCUGUCAUAACAACUGCCUUUCCUUGCGACAGUGUUUAGAGGAACUCCACAGUCAGAGCACUGAAGUGGCCGAGGGAAGACAGGUCGUGUUUAUUGCAGUCGAGUCAAUAUAUAGCAUGGAUGGUGAUGUGGCGCCUCUUCAUGAGAUUAUAAAGGUGGCAUAUGACGCUCUGCCACGAGGCAACUAUGUGCUUUCUAUCGAUGAGGCUCAUUCCAAUGGAAUAGUUGGCCCCAAUGGAUCAGGGAUGCUCUGUGAAUACGGCCUGGAGGACGAGUUUGCCAUCAGACUACACACUUGUGGGAAAGCUCUGGGAUCGGCAGGAGCGGUGGUCCUAUGCAACGAGACAAUCAAGCAAGGCAUCAUCAACUAUGCACGAAACGUCAUAUUCACCACUGCACCAAGCUUUGUGACUGUAGCCGCUGUUCGAGCCGGCUAUGAAAUCCUGACGUCGGAAGAAGGACGCAAGCGCCGGAGCCGUCUGCAGCAAAAUAUAUGGUACUUCUACUGGACGUUGACGAGACAUCCUAGAUGGGAAGAGAUCAAGCAGCGAGGCAUCCUUUAUCUGCCUACUGAGAAGACAUGGUAUACCAGAUCAUUCAAGUCCCCCAUAGUGCCAGUUAUCACCAAGGCCGGACAGGCCAACAAUCUAUGCAAGAUGCUGCGGAGAGCCCGGUAUUGGGUGAACUCGGUGGAAUACCCCAGUGUGCCCAAGGGCACAGGUCGAGUCCGGCUUAUGAUACACGCAGAUAAUACUCGAGAAGAGAUGGACGGGGUAAUCCAGUUGAUAAUGAAAUGGGCUGCAGACCGUGCAGGGCCGGCUGAGCCGGUCGAAUUGAUGGCGAAGAUGUGA
Molecule: messenger RNA, 1296 nt
Organism: Aspergillus ibericus CBS 121593
Lineage: Eukaryota; Fungi; Ascomycota; Eurotiomycetes; Eurotiales; Aspergillaceae
Product: aminotransferase class I/II-fold pyridoxal phosphate-dependent enzyme
Exons: 3
Coding region: 1-1296 (431 amino acids)
Biological process (GO): biosynthetic process
Molecular function (GO): pyridoxal phosphate binding
Source: RefSeq, a predicted model, not a curated record